AUGUGUGAAAGUUUAACAUUAAAGAUCAUGAACGGAUUCUUCCCACAUAAAGAGGUACACAAGUUUACAUGGGUCCAAAGAACAAGAAGGCUUAGCUCUAUAAUUGACUAUAUGAUCCUGCGACAAAAUUCAAUUUUAAAAACCAAUGAUGUUAGGGUAUAUCGUGGCAUAGAGUGCGGUUCUGACCAUUAUCUGUUGAUGGCCAAAGUGGUAAUUAAGUACAGGAGCUCACAAAAGGAGAGAGAAGAGCACAAGGGCAACCAAGGAAAGGUAGAUUCGGUUAAUUACAACUUGGAUAGUCUCAGACAUGAAUCAGUACAAUUUCUUUAUAAACUUAGACUGGCUUCAAAAUUACAAAAUAUACAAAUGGAACAAAUUAAUACCGAAGAGUUAUAUAAAACCAUUAAAGACUCUAUACAUCAAGCAGCCGAAGAAGCUUUAGGACAUCAAAAAUAUCGAUGUACACAAAAUCCGGAAUGGUGGUCUGAGGAAUUGGAAGAGGUUACAAAAAAUAAAAAGAAAGCUUAUCAGAAGUGGCUACUUACAGAAAACUCUGAGGAUCAGAUAGCAUACAAACGUUGUAAUAUAGAAGUUAAAAGAAUUGUACGCGAAAAGAAAAAUGAAAGUUGGGACAGGAAAUGCGAACACAUCGAAAGGUAUAUGGGCGGAUCAAAAGUAUCAGAGGCGUGGAAAGCAAUUAAAAAUAUUCGACGAGAAAAUAAGCGAUCUGCUCAUAUAGAUAUGAUAAAUAUGGAAAAAUGGCAAGAAUAUUAUAAGAUCUUACUCACAGAAGAUUGA
Sitophilus oryzae (rice weevil) is the source of this 798-nucleotide messenger RNA. RefSeq lists its product as uncharacterized. The transcript has a single exon. The coding region runs from base 1 to 798 and encodes 265 amino acids. The record is from RefSeq and is a predicted model, not a curated record. NCBI's taxonomy places the organism in Eukaryota, Metazoa, Arthropoda, Insecta, Coleoptera, Curculionidae.